GCAGCGUAUCGUAAGCCUAUGAAGUUUCUUCCAAACUCUGUUGAUUGAAAUUCCCAGUCGAUUAACCUUGAAAGAAGCUUCAGCGUUUUUUCCCCUCUAUAAUGGAUUUCUUCAAAUCCGUUUUCUCGGACGAUCCAGAUCCUCCGCCAGCCAAACAAGAAUCAGAUUCUCCCCGAAAUGAAGUUCAUCAAGGAAGCCCAGAUGCCGACCCUCAACGAACCAAUCCGGAUUCCAGCGACAGUGGUUCUGGAGCGUGGAGCUUCGGGGGUCUGUUCAAAACCAUAUCCACCAAAUCCGAAUCAGUCUUGGAGACAUACCGUCGCGAUCUCAAGGAAUUCGGAUCGGGUCUAAGGAAGGAGAUCGAGGUUGCCCAGGGUUCGCUCGAGAACGUGAGUCAUAAAAUUGACGAAAUUGGGAGCAACGUUUGGAAAGAGACGACCCAGAUCAUCUCACAAGGUAAGGACGCAAUCCUCUCUGCUGAUCACGAAUCUGAUUCUUCGGAUUACAAUAAUAGUGAUAGGAAUAGUAGUAACAAAAAGUAUAGUCGUUUCGAUGCACAAGUUCGCGCGAUUCAGGGCGAUGCGAGCACGUAUUGCGAUGAGCCUGAGGAUUUGGAUGACUAUAACAAGUGGAUAUUAGGGUUUGAUUUGAAGGAGAAGAGUGAGGACAUGGAGAGCUUGUUUGAGGAGAAUGGGGCAAUGGAGAGUAUAUAUAAGAGGGUUGUUCCAAGUAGUGUGGAUCAUGAGACAUUCUGGUGUAGGUAUUACUAUAGGGUGUAUAGGCUUGAGCAAGUUGAUCAUUUGAGAGCUAUUAUGGUGAAGAGAGCGACGGAAGAGGAGGAUUUGAGUUGGGAUGUUGAUGAUGAGGAAUUUGAGGAGGAGAGCACUGGGUUGUCUAAACCUAAUUCCAAGGCUAAAGAGGAGGUGGGUAGUAAAUAUUCUGGUGAACUUUUGAAAGAGGAGGCAUUGCAGGGUGUUAGUUCUGGGGAUUCUAAUGAGAUGCAAGAGAAGGUUAAGCCAGAAAAAGAGACUAAUGUGGUACCCGAAGGCGAAAUAUUGGAGAAUAGAAAUUCUGAGCAAAUUGUGAAGGAGGUUUCUGUUCAGGAAUCUGACAAGAAAGAAGACGACAUAUCCGAAGUGGACAAAGAGGGUAAAGGAAGUGUUGAUGGAUCUAACAAUGAAAAUUUUGAUGAUAAGAAGAUGAAUUUGGAUAAGAGUAAUGAAGGUGAUGUGUCUAAAUCAGAUGAGAAAGUGGCUUUGGAAGGGAAGGGUGAUGCUGGAGAAUCUGUGAAAGACGGUGAUUCUUCAUUGACAUCCGCUCAUGAGGAAGAAGACCUCGGUUGGGAUGAGAUUGAGGAUCUUAGCAGCAUCGAGGAAAAGGAUGAUAGAAAAGUGAGUCAUGGUGGGAGCCCUAAUAGAGCUGAUCUUCGAAAACGACUGAGCACUGCAGAAGACGAUGAAGACUUGAGUUGGGAUAUUGAAGAAGAUGAUGAGCCAGUGAAAGCUCAAGGCUACCUAAGUGCUCUUGUAUAACUUACCAAAUCCUGCUAUCUUUUCUUCCACAAUUCUUGCAUUAAGUGUUACAUGGUGUCGUUUACUUGUUUCUUCCAAGUGCAAAUAUGUUCUGUGAUUGUGUACAAGUGGGAAAUAAGAUCUUCUGUUCUCACUAAUUUGUAGAUUCUUCAAAAGAUGUGCAAUAUGCAUUUAUUUGUUGAUUCU
Messenger RNA from Tripterygium wilfordii, 1718 nucleotides. Its product is annotated as BSD domain-containing protein 1-like. Gene Ontology annotation, cellular component: cytoplasm. The transcript has a single exon. The record is from RefSeq and is a predicted model, not a curated record. Lineage: Eukaryota; Viridiplantae; Streptophyta; Magnoliopsida; Celastrales; Celastraceae. Bases 102 to 1532 code for a protein of 476 amino acids.